AUGACGACGACGAGCACCAUCAUCAUCAGCAACAACAUUCCUACUACCACCAACAACGCCUUAAAGGUGCUCAAAAAGAGUCGUCGGCCGACGACGACGGCGGCGUCUUCAUCAUCAUCGUCGUCGACUUUUAUCCUAAAGAGCAGCAAGAGUAAAAGCAAUACUAAAAGUAGCAGAUGCAGAGGUGGCGUACUAUUAUUCGACUCUUCUUUGUUGUCUUCUUCUUUAUCGAAGAAGUGUAUGUUUCCUCCUCGUCGUUUAUGUCGUCGGAGAGCUUACUCGCGGUUGUUGGCAAAAGUCUCCGCGACAAAGCCACCACAGGGAGGAGGAGGAGGAAACGAAGCUAAGAAAAACAACAAGAACUAUCGGUUUACGAUUUUAUCCUUAGUCGCGCUGGCGUUACUCUUGUGCAACGCGGACCGAGUGAUCAUGUCCAUCGUCGGUUUACCCAUGUCUAAAAUGAACGGCUGGGACGUUAAAGUUUUGGGUUUAAUCCAGUCGUCUUUCUUGUUCGGGUACGCGUUGACGCCGAUAUUCGGAGGAGUUCUGGCGGAUAAAAUAGGCGGAGCGCGAGUGUUGUUGGGAGGUUUAUUGGUUUGGUCGUUGGCGACGAUGGUGACGCCGUUGGCGGCGUCGACGAAAUCUAUUCCUUUAUUGUGCUUGUGUCGCGUUGUGAUGGGUUUAGGCGAAGGGGUGGCGUUGCCGUGCAUGAACAACGUGGCCUCGCGGUGGGUGCCAAAAUUCGAACGGUCGAGAGCCGUGAGUUUUUGUAUGGGUGGGUUUCAAAGUGGAUCGAUGAUUGGUUUGUUAGUCGCGCCGUUGUUGAUGUCGAGGUUUGGAAUAGCUGGUCCUUUUUACGUGUUUGGUGCGAUUGGCGUCGCGUGGGCGGCCGUUUGGAACGCGCGCGCGACGAGUUACCCUCGAGCGAACGAAAGGGUCGGCGAGGAGGAGUUGAAAUUUAUCGAAGACGGCGGGGCGAUUGUUGAUCAUCUUCGGAGCAGUAGCAGUGAAAGCAGUAGUAGUAGUAGUGGGAAAGAAAUAGAUGAUGAAGUAGUAGUAGUAACAGGAGUGGAGAAAAAGACAACACCGUGGAAGAUGUUACUGUCGCAUCCAGCCACUUGGGCGUGCGUCGUCGCCAAUUUUGUCAACAACUUUGGCUUUUUCAUUCUGUUGGCGUGGAUGCCCAAGUAUUUCAACGACGUCGUAAAACUCAAUUUAGCGACGAGUUCGUGGUUCUCCGCGUUACCAUGGGCUACCAUGGCGGUAAGCGGCGUAUUUGCGGGCAUUUUAGCCGAUAGAAUGCUUUCCGAGUGGAAAGUCUCCACGGCGACCACUCGCAAGUUCAUUCAAUCCGUCGGCUUUUUAGGUCCAGCUUUAUGUUUGCUCGUCUUAGGUCUGAAAGGUUUCGCAAUCACGCCCGGGUUUGCUUUAACGACGUUAACCGUCGCCGUUGGGUGCACGGCAUUUUCUCAAUCCGGUUUCCUCGUCAACUUUGCGGAGAUUGGACCGAAAUAUGCGAGCACUAUUCACGGCGUCGCGAACACGGCCGGGUCUAUCGCCGGUAUGGUAGGCACGUACGUCGUCGGUUGGAUUCUUUCGCGUUCGGUGGAGAGCGGGUGGUCGAACGUCAUGUACAUGACGUCUGCGACGUACGUCGUCGGUGCCCUCGUCUGGCUCGCGUUUAUGAGCGGCGAGCAGGUGUUCUUUUGA
Messenger RNA from Bathycoccus prasinos, 1710 nucleotides. RefSeq lists its product with no specific name. Gene Ontology annotation, biological process: transmembrane transport. Lineage: Eukaryota; Viridiplantae; Chlorophyta; Mamiellophyceae; Mamiellales; Bathycoccaceae. Bases 1 to 1710 code for a protein of 569 amino acids. Gene Ontology annotation, cellular component: plastid. Gene Ontology annotation, molecular function: phosphate transmembrane transporter activity. The transcript has a single exon. The record is from RefSeq and is a predicted model, not a curated record.